Messenger RNA from Bactrocera dorsalis (oriental fruit fly), 1388 nucleotides. It is a transcript of the gene wbl, whose product is annotated as protein windbeutel. Gene Ontology annotation, cellular component: endoplasmic reticulum lumen; endoplasmic reticulum. The record is from RefSeq and is a predicted model, not a curated record. Bases 269 to 1069 code for a protein of 266 amino acids. Gene Ontology annotation, biological process: protein secretion. The transcript has a single exon. NCBI's taxonomy places the organism in Eukaryota, Metazoa, Arthropoda, Insecta, Diptera, Tephritidae.
GUGUGGAGUGCUGUUGACGCUCUUUAGGCUACCCGGGAAGUUAGUGAGCACAGCUGUGCGGUGGUUAUAGCAACAGCUCAAGCCACCUUUCUUUUCCAGCGCCUGUUUAUUCAGUAAGAAAAAUACGCCGGCAGUGAGAGGGCGAUUAAAAGAACGGCUACAGCUACAGCCAACUAAAAAACACUUGCCAUACAAUUUAUAGCAUAUAUUAAAUCUUCUUUUUUUUUGUAAAGUUAAAGAGUAAAAAAAAGUCUUCGCAAUUUUCGCAAUGCAAACGGCAACAAAGUACCUGAAAUACACCCAGCUUCUUGCCAGUCUAGUGCUCGUGGCUUGUGUAACCACCGCGGCGGCCAGUUCAUGCGCCGGCUGCGUGGAUUUGGAUGAGCUGAACUUCGAUCAAACGGUCGAGCGGUUUCCCUACGCGCUAGUCAAAUUCGAUAUUGCCUUCCCUUAUGGUGAUAAACAUGAGGCCUUCGCGGCAUUCUCGAAAACUGCGCACAAAGUUACCAAGGAGCUGUUGGUCGCCACUGUCGGCAUCAAAGACUACGGCGAGAAUGAAAACAAAGAGCUGGGUUUGCGUUUCAAGGUGGACGAUAAGAGCUUUCCGGCUAUUUUGCUCUUCAAGGCUGGCAAGUUGGAGCAGUAUGUGCGCUUUCCCACACACCUGGAUGUGACAUUGGACAAUUUGAAGCAAUUUGUGACGCAGCACACGGAUUUGUAUAUCGGACGCGACGGUUGCCUCAAGGACUUUGAAGAAUUGGUGAAGAAAUAUGCCAACAAAGAGAAUGCCGAACAAGUGGCGUUAAUAACGAAAGCAGAGCAAAUGUUGCAAGGUGUGGCAGGCGAUGAGACGAAGUCGGCGAGUGCUAAAGCUUACCUGGUUUAUAUGCGAAAAAUCAAUGAGAAGGGUUACGACUAUGUGGAGGACGAGACCAAGCGGCUGCAGCGGCUAAAGGCUGGCAAGGUGACGGAUGCCAAGAAAUUGGAAUUGCAGCGAAGACUCAACAUACUCGAGGCAUUUCGUGUCAACAAGCUGACGAAGUUGAGGAGCAGUGAAGCGGAGCUCUAAAUCCAGGGCUACAUCAAGCAGAUAAAAAUUAAAUGAAGUGAAGUGCUUUUAAUCCAUAUAAGAGACAUACAUAUGUAUAUACAAAUACAACAAAAUCAUAAUGUAGUUAAUUAAGUGUGUGUGUGACGGGACAAAAGCGGCAAUAACACAACAAUUUAACGGUGAAAAGCGUUUGUAACGCGUAACUCUGCGCUUCAACUAAAUUAUAUUAGUUAAUACACAUGUAUGUCUGUAUGUAUGUACAUAAUAGUUUAUUUUCGUUUCAUUUAAUAAAUUAUUAGUUAGAUUUAUAUAAAUAAACUGUUUGUUAGUGUGCGUA